AUGACCGUCUCCAAUUCUAUCGGCAUCACGAUACUGCCGCCGUUGCAUUCAUCAUUUUUUCCGGGUCGGGCGUUUCUCGGUGUGAGGAAUCGCUGGGACCAGGGCGAGGGAGAGGCUCAGGAACGGGCUCAGCCACAGAUCUCGGAUGUGCCCUUAGAGAUUGCAUCUCCUGAGCCGAAGGUGGUCUUCCCGGGUUUAGCACUGAUCAGUGGCGAUCGCCCGCCGCCAGGGCAGUGUCAGAUGGCCGUCGAGGAGGACUCGGGAUUCAAAUCAGACAGCACCAUGGUCCAUCAUCCUGUGUAUACUUGGCACAAUGGCUGGCGCGGACGAGACUCUCGUGGCCGCGACGGCAGUCCUGCAGGCGCUCGCUCGAGACGAGGUAGCCACUGGCUCGGCGUCCCCCCCUUUGAUUUCGAAUUCCCAGCGACCAACGGUGCCAAAACCUCCAAAUUACCCGGUGAACCUAGCCCGGCAAAGGUCGCAUUCGAAGCCGAGUUGGAGGCCUUGGUGCGCCGCGUGCACCAUUUGGAAUUCCAAGCUGUCAGUCAUCACAAACUCCCUGACAAUGCCCAGCAGACCACCCUGUCUGCUUUCGGAUACCACCAGAAGGACCCUGAUUUCUUGUGGACCUUUGGGCUCGAUCGCUUGUCGUCCGGUCAAGGUUCUGACUCUUCUUAUUGCCUUACACAGCAGCAAAGCCUGAAUCAACCCGGUCGGCGACAGCAGACCCCAUCGGGAAAUGACCUCAAAUCCCACCCGCCGCGACAAGCCCCCUCAUCAGGUGACCUCAACGACGAUGAGACCGACGAGGAAGAUGAGACCGGCGCCACCCGUCUGGUUCGCGAAGAAGACAUCAGCAUCCUCCGCAAUCACGUGCAGAAACAGGCCGAAGAGAUCAGCUUCCAGAAAGAUAUCAUAGCGCAGGUUCGGGAUGAGUUGCAGAAGCAGGAAGAGCACACCCGCCGAGCGCUCACCAAGGUGGAGAAUGAGGAUGUCGUCUUGCUGGAACGAGAGCUUCGCAAGCAUCAGCAGGCGAACGAAGCGUUCCAAAAGGCCUUGCGAGAGAUCGGCGGCAUCAUCACUCAAGUCGCCAAUGGUGAUCUCUCCAUGAAGGUCCAGAUUCACCCCUUGGAGAUGGACCCGGAAAUCGCUACAUUCAAACGCACGAUCAAUACUAUGAUGGACCAGCUUCAGGUCUUCGGAAGUGAAGUCUCUCGCGUCGCCCGUGAAGUCGGCACCGAGGGAAUACUCGGUGGUCAAGCGCAGAUCACCGGGGUACACGGUAUUUGGAAAGAACUUACGGAAAACGUCAACAUCAUGGCCAAGAACCUCACGGAUCAGGUGCGAGAAAUCGCGGCGGUCACGACCGCGGUCGCUCACGGUGACCUGAGCCAAAAGAUUGAGAGUCGUGCCCAGGGUGAGAUUUUGGAAUUACAACAAACGAUCAAUACUAUGGUGGACCAGCUACGAACCUUUGCGACGGAAGUCACACGAGUCGCCCGCGACGUCGGUACAGAAGGUGUUCUCGGCGGACAAGCACAAAUCGAAGGGGUACAAGGAAUGUGGAACGAGCUCACAGUCAACGUAAAUGCCAUGGCCAACAAUCUGACGACACAAGUACGAGAUAUCGCGACGGUCACCAAGGCCGUCGCGAAGGGUGACCUCACGCAGAAGGUGCAAGCCAACUGUCGAGGAGAAAUCGCUGAGCUGAAAAAUAUUAUCAAUUCCAUGGUCGAUCAGCUGCGCCAGUUUGCACAGGAAGUCACCAAGAUCGCCAAGGAGGUCGGUACCGACGGUGUGCUGGGUGGACAGGCUACCGUCAAUGACGUGGAAGGUACCUGGAAGGACCUCACGGAAAACGUGAACCGGAUGGCCAAUAAUCUGACCACUCAGGUCCGUGAGAUUGCGGAUGUCACCACGGCCGUCGCCAAGGGUGACCUGACGAAAAAGGUCACUGCCAACGUGCAGGGUGAGAUACUCGAUCUGAAGAGCACCAUUAACGGCAUGGUGGACCGGCUGAAUACCUUUGCCUUUGAGGUCAGCAAAGUCGCCCGCGAGGUCGGCACCGAUGGUACCCUCGGUGGCCAGGCCAAGGUUGAUAAUGUGGAGGGCAAAUGGAAAGAUCUCACCGAUAAUGUCAACACGAUGGCCCAGAAUCUCACUUCACAAGUGCGAAGUAUAUCAGACGUGACCCAAGCCAUCGCCAAGGGUGAUCUAAGCAAGAAGAUCGAAGUUCACGCCCAGGGAGAAAUAUUAACCCUCAAAGUAACCAUCAAUCACAUGGUGGGUCGACUUGCCAAGUUCGCAACCGAACUGAAAAAGGUCGCUCGCGAUGUGGGAGUCGAUGGAAAGAUGGGUGGUCAAGCCAACGUGGAGGGCAUCGCGGGAACCUGGAAGGAGAUCACCGAGGAUGUGAAUACCAUGGCCGAGAAUCUCACGUCCCAGGUGCGCGCCUUUGGUGAAAUCACAGAUGCCGCCACCGACGGUGACUUCACCAAGCUCAUCACGGUGAAUGCAUCGGGCGAAAUGGACGAGCUUAAGCGCAAGAUCAAUAAGAUGGUUUCCAAUCUGCGAGACAGUAUUCAGCGCAACACCGCGGCCAGGGAGGCUGCCGAGCUCGCCAAUCGCACCAAAUCCGAGUUCCUGGCAAACAUGUCGCACGAGAUUCGAACACCGAUGAACGGCAUCAUUGGCAUGACCCAGCUCACCCUCGACACCGACGAUCUCAAGCCUUAUACGCGCGAGAUGCUGAAUGUGGUGCACAACUUGGCAAACAGUCUGCUCACCAUUAUUGACGAUAUACUCGAUAUUUCGAAGAUUGAAGCCAACCGUAUGGUCAUUGAAAGCAUCCCUUUCACCGUCCGAGGCACAGUCUUCAACGCGCUCAAGACGUUAGCUGUCAAGGCCAACGAGAAGUUCCUCAGCUUAACCUAUCAAGUCGACAAUACGGUUCCUGACUAUGUGAUCGGCGACCCAUUCCGUCUACGCCAAAUCAUUCUCAACUUGGUCGGCAAUGCCAUCAAAUUCACGGAACACGGAGAGGUCAAGCUUACGAUUCGGAAGUCCGACCGCGAGCAAUGCACGACCAACGAGUACGCCUUUGAGUUCUCAGUCUCCGAUACUGGUAUCGGAAUUGAGGAGGACAAACUAGACCUCAUCUUUGAUACCUUCCAGCAGGCCGAUGGAAGCACCACUCGCAGGUUCGGUGGUACGGGCCUCGGUCUAUCCAUCUCCAAACGCCUGGUGAAUCUCAUGGGCGGUGAUGUUUGGGUGACGUCGGAAUACGGACACGGCAGCACUUUCCACUUUACCUGCGUGGUGAAGCUCGCUGAUCAAUCCUUGAACGUCAUUGCCUCUCAACUCCUGCCAUACCGCAACCAUCGUGUGCUCUUCAUUGACAAGGGCCACAAUGGUGCUCAAGCUGCCAAUGUCAUGAAGAUGCUCAAGCAGAUUGAGUUGGAGCCAUUGGUUGUGCGCAACGAGGAGCAUGUUCCUCCCCCUGAAAUUCAGGAUCCUUCUGGGAAAGAAUCGGGCCACGCCUACGAUGUCAUCAUUGUAGACUCCGUGGAUACCGCCCGAGUCUUGCGAACCUUUGACGAAUUCAAGUAUAUUCCCAUCGUGUUGGUCUGUCCUCUCGUCUGUGUCAGCCUGAAAUCCGCCUUGGAUCUGGGAAUCAGCUCUUAUAUGACCACCCCCUGCCAGCCCAUCGACAUGGGUAACGGUAUGCUCCCAGCAUUGGAGGGGCGAUCUACUCCCAUCACGACGGACAACUCCCGCUCCUUUGACAUUCUCUUGGCCGAGGACAAUGAUGUCAACCAGCAGCUAGCGGUCAAGAUACUCCAACGGCACAAUCACAAUGUGUUUGUGGUGGGCAACGGCCUCGAAGCCGUCGAGGCUGUGAAGAAGCGACGCUACGACGUCAUUCUUAUGGACGUGCAGAUGCCCGUCAUGGGUGGGUUCGAAGCCACAGGCAAGAUCCGAGAGUACGAGCGAGAGAGUGGUCUGCAGCGCACUCCAAUCAUCGCCCUCACAGCCCACGCUAUGCUGGGUGACCGUGAGAAGUGUAUCCAAGCGCAGAUGGACGAAUACUUGUCCAAACCAUUGAAGCAAAACCAAAUGAUGCAGACCAUUCUCAAAUGCGCCACCCUUGGCGGAUCUUUGCUCGAGAAGAGCAAAGAGUCCCGUAUCUCCAGCAGCGGGGAGAUGCACCCUAUCCAUUCGUCUUCGGUUCCCGAGAAUCAGCAGAGUGCGCGGCCCGGUUUGGUUGAGACUCGGGCCACAUCCAGCACAGGGCCUCCAACGCGAGGCACCCGCGCUGAACCCGAAGAUCAAGAAAUGGCUGAUGACAUUGAUCGGACGUUGCUGCUACGAUCCAACAGUACCUGA
This is a messenger RNA of Penicillium oxalicum, 4386 nucleotides long. RefSeq names its product putative two-component osmosensing histidine kinase (Bos1) (gene tcsC). Gene Ontology annotation, molecular function: phosphorelay sensor kinase activity. NCBI's taxonomy places the organism in Eukaryota, Fungi, Ascomycota, Eurotiomycetes, Eurotiales, Aspergillaceae. The record is from RefSeq and is a predicted model, not a curated record. The transcript is spliced from 2 exons. Gene Ontology annotation, cellular component: membrane. Gene Ontology annotation, biological process: cellular hyperosmotic response; phosphorelay signal transduction system; phosphorylation. Bases 1 to 4386 code for a protein of 1461 amino acids.